Messenger RNA from Vespa crabro (European hornet), 2040 nucleotides. Its product is annotated as arylsulfatase B-like. Lineage: Eukaryota; Metazoa; Arthropoda; Insecta; Hymenoptera; Vespidae. The coding region runs from base 214 to 1977 and encodes 587 amino acids. The transcript is spliced from 8 exons. The record is from RefSeq and is a predicted model, not a curated record.
UAAUGGUAUGGACAGUAUAUGUAGCCCGUGUGCUUGCGUGAAUGGCAGUAGUCCUCGACAAGCGCUUAGUGAAAUAUCAUUAGGAACGUGCUCGCGGAUUCGCAUAUAAUACGUUUUAUCGUUUAAGAAAAUUUCUCAAAUUCAAAGUGAAAAAUAUAAAAGUAUAAAAAGAAACGUCUUUUUUCUUUUAAUAAAAUCUUUUUAAUAAUUUCAAUGAUGAAAAGAAGAAAGUCCAACCAUAUGACUCAUUUCUCGCCAAUGGUUCCUUUCUUCAUUUUAAUAUGCAGUUGUUUAUUGGUCAGAUCUACAAAAGUUGAAGAUAUUUAUUACAGUUCAUUCUCGCGUCGUCCCAACAUUAUCGUCAUUAUAGCCGAUGAUCUUGGAUGGAACGAUAUAAGUUUCCAUGGAGCAGAUCAAAUACCUACGCCAAACAUAGAUGCUUUGGCUUAUAAUGGUGUGAUUUUACAAAGGAAUUACGUAUUACCCACGUGUACACCUUCGAGAACGGCUUUUUUAACCGGACGUUAUCCCAUUAGACAAGGUAUGCAAGGUUAUCCAUUAAAAGCUGGCGAACAACGUGCCAUACCAGAAAAGUUUAAACUGUUACCCGGAUAUCUUAAAGAUUUGGGAUAUGCGACUCAUCUUGUUGGAAAAUGGCACGUAGGAUAUUACGCGCCAAAAUAUACACCAGCUAAUCGAGGCUUUGAUACAUUUUUUGGCUAUUACAAUGGUUGCAUUGAAUAUUUCAACCAUACCGUCACAGAGUUGCAAUAUAAAAAACACACGGGAAAUGAUUUACAUUGUGACAAACCAAAGAAACUUUCUCCUGAAUUUAGAACCGGUUAUUUCACCGAUCUUAUAACUGAGGAAGCUGAAAAAAUAAUUUCCACGCAUAAUCCGGCUAAACCGUUGUAUCUUCAAAUAGCUCAUCUUGCCUGUCAUUCCAGUGGUCUUGACAACGGCGAUGAAUUGCAAGUUCCAGAUUUGAACAAAGUUAAUACCGAUUUUGGUUAUAUCAAAGAUAUGAAUAGAAGAAAAUUCGCUGGUGUGCUAAAUGCUCUUGAUCAGUCUGUAGGCCGAGUAGUAGAUGCAUUACAAAGGGCUAAACUGUUGGAAAAUUCGAUAAUUUUAUUUACCAGUGAUAACGGAGCACAAACCGAAGGGUUCCUGAAAAAUCAUGGAUCGAAUUAUCCGUUACGAGGGAUGAAGUUCACUAUGUUCGAAGGAGGUGUUCGAGUACCCGGUUGUAUCUAUUCGCCAUUAAUAAGAAGACCUUCUAGGAUUUAUAAUCAUCUAAUUCAUAUAACAGACUGGUUACCAACAUUAUAUUCGGCUGCCCGUGGUAAUGUUUAUUAUAUGAAAGAUUUUGAUGGUAUUGAUCAAUGGAAUACAAUUAGGAAUGAUAAACGGAGCAAGCGAAAUUCUCUUCUGGUAAAUAUCGAUGAGAAAAUCGGCGAGGAAUCUGCUAUUAUUGGAAAAUACAAGCUGAUCAAACGUAAAACUAUUAAUAAUGGGAAUUAUUAUGGCGAUGAUGGCGUAGAUGAUUCAUAUCCAAGAUAUAACGUAACAAAUGUUAUGUCUUCGCUCGUAGCUCGUGCCAUUUCAAUUAUUUCCAAUAAUAAAUUAACAGAGGAUAAAAUCAAAAGCCUUCGUCAGAGUAUCAAGAUAUCUUGCAAACAUCCGACCGACUUAAGAAAUUGUACGAAGGAUUGUUUAUACAACAUUUUUGACGAUCCAUGCGAAACUAAGGAUAUUUCUGAGUAUUAUCCGAAGAUCGUGACCAAAUUACAUAAAUACAUCGAUGGGUAUAGAAAAGUUCUUGUGCAGCAAACGAAUUAUCCCCUUGAUCAAGCUUCUUUUCCUGAAAACUUUAAUGGCACAUGGAUGCCUUGGCUAGAAGAUAAUUUAAAUCUAAUACCACAGAAUUAUAUUUCAUGUCAAGAAUUUCUAUGUGGCGUGCCAUCGCUAAUAGUGUGACUCUCGAUAAAAUUUUCCUCGAGUUGAUGUAUCUCGAUAAUAAAUCAUAUUUCCUCUAUAAAA